Molecule: messenger RNA, 1112 nt
Organism: Rhinolophus ferrumequinum (greater horseshoe bat)
Lineage: Eukaryota; Metazoa; Chordata; Mammalia; Chiroptera; Rhinolophidae
Product: amine sulfotransferase-like
Exons: 7
Coding region: 118-996 (292 amino acids)
Biological process (GO): sulfation
Cellular component (GO): cytoplasm
Molecular function (GO): sulfotransferase activity
Source: RefSeq, a predicted model, not a curated record
GACAAACUCUGUAGGGAGUAUUUAUUUCUCAGCAACAACACAUCAUUCCCUGUCAUUCACAAAUUAUAUCAGAAGUGGAUUUUGCUUUCUCUGUUGAUCUACAAACAGUGAAUAAUUAUGGACAACACAGACCAAUACUUACUGAACUUUAAAGGCUAUAAUUUUAGUUUACCUGUCGUUGAUGUUGACUUUCUAGAAAAUCUAGAAGAUUUUGAAAUUAGAGAUGAUGAUGUCUUCAUAGUCACAUAUCCCAAAUCUGGUACCAUCUGGACUCAGCAGAUAUUAAGCUUGAUAUACUUUGAGGGACAUCGUAGCAGAACUGAAAUUGUGAAAACGAUUGACAGAGUCCCCUUCUUGGAAUACAACAUACACAAAAUGGACUUUCUUGAGAGACCAUCCCCUCGCCUGUUCUCUACCCACCUCCCAUAUUAUUUAGUACCGAAAGGUCUCAAGAGCAAAAAAGCUAAGAUUAUUUACAUCUACAGAAACCCCAAGGAUGUUUUGACCUCAUACUUUCAUUUUUCAAAUUUGAUGGCUAUAACACCAGCUGCAAAUAAUAUGGAAGAAUUUUUGGGAAACUUUCUAGAUGGAAAAGUGGUAGGAAGCCUUUGGUUUGAUCACAUCAGAAACUGGUACAAGUACAGACACGACUUCAAUAUUCUGUUCAUGAUGUAUGAGGAAAUGAAAAUGGACCUCAGAAAUUCUGUGCUUAAAAUCAGCCAUUUUCUUGAGAAAGAACUGAGUGAAGAGGACAUGGAAGCUGUUGUGAAGCAGGCUACAUUCACGAACAUGAAGUCGGAUCCAAAAGCAAACUAUUACGACGUUAUACAUAACGAAGUUGGGACAAGAAGAAAUGGACAUUUUUUGCGCAAAGGUGUCAUCGGAGACUGGAAAAAUUACUUGACAGUGGAGCAAAGUGAAAGAUUUGACAGAGUAUUCCAAAGGAAGAUGAAAGAUUUCCCCUUGAAGUUCAUCUGGGAUGUAAAUAAGGAGUAGAAUCAAUGUAAAAGAAUUCUCUAAAAAUCUACUUAACUAGAGAGCAUAUUUUAAUAUACAUAUUAAUUUGAUCUCAUGCAAAUAUUAAUUAUAAAGCUUUAGCAAUAAAGUAAUAA